CAGAGAGCAGCAGCCAUCGCCGGGCAAGUAAACCAACACCUGUCCGCCACAUUCCCUCAGCUCUUCUCCCUCCCGUUUGUCUGCUGGAGGUGCUAUGAAGAAUAAACACAACCAACAGGUGAAGACGGCGGCUCAGGACGGACUCGACAUGUCGAGCUUCGAGGUGACUCUUCAGCAACUCAAUGAUCUGUUGACGGACGACAGCGGCUUUUACAGCUGGCCGACAAAACACUUCCACGAGGUUUAUCCGAGGAUUUUCGUAGGCAAUGCGUUUGUGGCGACAAAUGUGAUGCGUCUUAAGCGUCUGGGGAUCACUCACAUCCUGAACGCCGCAGAAGGAAACUCCUUCAUGCACGUCAACACCAAUGCUGAGUCUUACGCAGGCACAGGGAUCAUCUACCACGGAGUACCAGCCAGCGACACGGACCACUUCGACAUCAGUGUUUAUUUUGAAGAGGGGGCUGACUUCAUUGAAAAGGCCAUGGCUUACAAAAAUGGAAAAGGUAAAGUAUAUGUUCACUGCAGGGAAGGCUACAGCAGGUCUCCUACCUUAGUCAUAGCCUACCUAAUGCUUCGCCAAAACAUGGACGUUCACACAGCCCUGGCCAUGGUGCGACAGAAGAGAGAGAUCGGACCAAACGAUGGCUUCCUGCGGCAGCUCUGCUGGCUGAACCAGAGGCUGGUUGCUGAGGGAAAGUUCUGGAACAAAUGAGUCCACAAGGAUACAGAUAGAUGUCUGUCAAAGAGAGCAAAGUAUGUGUUUAUUGCACAUCACUUUCUUUCACUUAUCCUACAGCUUUAAAAGCCACAGAUCUGUGAGGGAAUGUUCUCAAAGUGAGGCUAGAAGGAAAUGAGAUUAAAUUUUCUCUUACAAAGGCUGACAGUAUCGAGUGUACUUAAAGAACAAGAUAGUCCACCUCACACACAGACAUUUGACAUGUAUUUACAACAUUUAAUCUGUGCUUACACCAUCGUUGGUUACGUUGGUAAUGUGCUCAUCAUGUAAUGUAAUGUGUAAAUCCAGGUGCACUGAAGUGUGUUACAUACACUCACUUUAUUCCAAAUAAUAGAUUUAUUUGCAUAUUUUUCAUGUUCUGUAUACUUAGAUAUGCUUCCCUGCUGCUCACUAUUUCAGAAGAAAAAAUUUACUUACUGAAGUAUGUCGUUAUGUAUUUAAAGACCUGAUGAAACAAAGAUGGUGGAUCUGAUAUGAUUCCUUCUACUGCCUUCUCAUAUUCAGCCUUUUAUUCACCAUCUCCAUCCCUCCUCUCAUCUGGCAAUGCUGUCUUGGUCUUGGCCUCACUCCUGCAAACACUGCCAAUCUCUCAGUCCCAGCCAGAUAUGUUGUGGACACUGUGAUUUUUCUUAUUGAAUCAGAUUUUCAGGAUAAAAGAGAAUGAUAAGAAGAUAUUUUUACCUAAUAUGAUUGAGAAAACUGCUAGAUCUUUUAUCUUGUAUAUUGCACUCACAUCUAGAAGCCUAAGUCAAAAAGUGGGAUGCUGUCACGGUGCUUUAGACGAACUCUCAAUGCUGUUUUACACAGUGGAGGAGAGUGAAUUAGAAUUAAAGAACGCGCAAAAGAGCUGCUCAUGCAUUAUUCAAACAGCAAAGAGGAGCAGGUAGGCAUUUUGGGGAGAUAUAUUAUUAACUACUUGUAAUCUAAGUUAGGUAAGGAGUCCCUGUUACAUCACUCAAACACUGCCAGAAUGUUGAAAUGUUUGCCACUAAUGCUAUUGGAUAACUUGUAAACCACAACUUUUGCACAGUGAUGUGUUUACAUUUGUGUGUCAGAGUAUUUGGAUUUUUAUAUUUUACAGCUGCAUGCUUUUUAAUGUAUGUGCGAGUCAAACACACAUAUGUAGCCAUGUAUUAUACUGGAUCACAGUGUGCUUUAUUGUAUGUGUAUUGUUGAUCACUAUGUGCAUUACAAGGCCUGUAACUUGUGAAUCAUCAUGUGCAUUACUGAGUAGGAUGUGAUUUAAUUAGUCAUAUCAGUAGGCUUUCAUUGGGUCUCAGAUGAGACUAUUUUUAUGAAGUGCACUUUAUCUAAUGACACUUGUGAUUGUUGUCGCUCUCUUUUCAUACGUUCAGUAAUAAACUGAAAUUAACAUGACA
This is a messenger RNA of Cheilinus undulatus (humphead wrasse), 2115 nucleotides long. RefSeq names its product dual specificity protein phosphatase 3-like. Gene Ontology annotation, cellular component: cytoplasm. Gene Ontology annotation, biological process: negative regulation of MAPK cascade; protein dephosphorylation. Gene Ontology annotation, molecular function: protein tyrosine/serine/threonine phosphatase activity; MAP kinase phosphatase activity. NCBI's taxonomy places the organism in Eukaryota, Metazoa, Chordata, Actinopteri, Labriformes, Labridae. The coding region runs from base 95 to 712 and encodes 205 amino acids. The record is from RefSeq and is a predicted model, not a curated record. The transcript is spliced from 3 exons.